Molecule: messenger RNA, 626 nt
Organism: Antechinus flavipes (yellow-footed antechinus)
Lineage: Eukaryota; Metazoa; Chordata; Mammalia; Dasyuromorphia; Dasyuridae
Product: keratin-associated protein 7-1
Exons: 1
Coding region: 17-280 (87 amino acids)
Source: RefSeq, a predicted model, not a curated record
UUCAACAUCUGCUAACAUGACUCGAUUCUUCUGCUGUGGAAACUAUUUCCCAGGGUAUCCUUGCUAUGGUACCAACUGGCAUAGAAGCUUCAGAGCCACUCCCUUGAACUGUGUUGUGCCACUGGGCUCUCCCCUGAACUAUGGACAAGGUUGCAAUGGCUACAGCUCACUAGGUUAUAGCUUUGGUGGUAGCAACUUCAGCAACCUUGGCUGCUGUUAUGGAGGCAGCUGCUGUAGACCCUGGGGUUCUGGUUCUGGCUAUGGAUACAGCACCUAUUGAAGACAUGAAGACAGACAACGGAGUGACCAAUUUUAGAACAACUGCAUAUUCUAUAGACCAAGAAGAGGUUCCAAGAAGUGUUGGAAGAAUCAGAUUUCAUCUACUACUCACUAACAUUGUGCUGGAUUACCAUUUUGAUGCUUCGGAACUCAGUUCUUGAUACCUCAGAACUCCUUCACGUGAACUAAAAUUCACUUAAAGUCAUUGAUGACAAAUUUUUCCUCAUGUCAAUAAUGAAAGAAAUAUUUUUCUGUUUGCUCUGUGAUUUUUGUUUCUCUACUUCUGCCUUGAUGAAUUUCAAGUUGGGAGUGAGAAGGGUGUCUGGGAUUUAGCCUACUAAUAAAAC